Messenger RNA from Chlorocebus sabaeus (green monkey), 8178 nucleotides. It is a transcript of the gene CEP250, whose product is annotated as centrosomal protein 250. NCBI's taxonomy places the organism in Eukaryota, Metazoa, Chordata, Mammalia, Primates, Cercopithecidae. The record is from RefSeq and is a predicted model, not a curated record. Gene Ontology annotation, biological process: cilium assembly. Gene Ontology annotation, cellular component: centrosome; centriole.
GGGCGGGCCCCGCCCCCGUCCCCGGCGGGGCCUUAGCAGAGGCUGCCGCAGCUCCAAAGCUGAGCAACUAGCCGGGCGUCUGCUGGAGCCGAGCGUGGUGAGGUAGAGUUGUUGGCAGAAAUCCUGGGAUAAGAGAACCGUUUCCUGGAAAGUCUGUGCCUCCAACCAGCAGAGAGGGAUUGAGCUUCAUUGCACUCAACAGAGCCAGCAUUUCAUAGUACCAUGUUCAAGAGGAGGUUGAAGUGGCAUGGCAAUGGUUAGAGACUCUGCUGGACGUGAACACCCUCUGACUACCUAGGGACCUGUGGGCCUGCCACUUGGUGCCCUCAUGGAGACAAGAAACUCUGGGUUGAACAACAUGAAGCCCCAGUCACUGCAGCUGGUACUGGAAGAGCAGGUGCUGGCACUACAGCAGCAGAUGACAGAGAAUCAGGCAGCCUCCUGGCGGAAGCUGAAGAACUCCCAGGAGGCCCAGCAGAGACAAGCAACCCUUGUGAGGAAGCUGCAGGCCAAGGUGCUGCAGUACCGGAGCUGGUGCCAAGAGCUGGAGAAGCGGCUGGAAGCCACUGGAGGACCAAUCCCCCAGAGGUGGGAAAAUGUGGAGGAGCCAAACCUGGAUGAGCUGCUGGUCCGACUGGAGGAGGAGCAACAGAGUGCAGGUGUGAGAGUCUAGCAGAGGUGAACACCCAGCUUCGACUGAACAUGGAAAAAGCUGACGUGGUGAAUAAAGCCCUUAGGGAAGAUGUGGAAAAAUUGACAGUGGACUGGAGCCGGGCCCGGGAUGAGCUAAUGAGGAAGGAGAGUCAGUGGCGGAUGGAGCAGGAGUUCUUCAAGGGCUACCUGAAAGGGGAGCACGGUCGCCUUCUCAGUCUAUGGCGGGAGGUGGUGACAUUCCGACGCCACUUCCUGGAAAUGAAGUCAGCUACUGACAGAGAUUUGACGGAGCUAAAAGCUGAGCAUGUGAGGCUUUCAGGGUCCCUGUUGACCUGUUGUCUGCGCUUGACUGUGGGAGCACAGUCUCGGGAACCCAACGGAUCUGGAAGAAUGGAUGGGCGGGAGCCAGCCCAGCUGCUGCUGCUACUAGCCAAGACCCAGGAGCUGGAGAAGGAAGCCCAUGAAAGGAGCCAGGAGUUAAUACAGCUGAAGAGUCAAGGGGAUCUGGAGAAGGCUGAACUUCAGGACCGAGUCAGAACCUCGGGCUGGAGGGACCUUGGGACUAUCCCAUGUGCAAUUCUGAUGUUCUUAUUGGCUUCAGGGUGCUUGACUUCAAGAUCAAGCGAGGCCUGGAAGGGCCUGGGCCAGGGCUUUCCUUCAGCUCUCGGGCCCCCAAACACGUGUUCCAGCCUUGAGAUGUGGGUGACUGAGCUCUCUGCUCUGCUGACCCAGGCUCAGAAGCAAAAUGAAGAUUAUGAAAAGAUGGUAAAGGCUCUGAGAGAGACAGUGGAGAUCCUGGAGACAAAUCACACAGAAUUAAUGGAACAUGAAGCAUCCCUUAGUAGGAAUGCCCAAGAGGAGAAGUUGUCUUUACAGCAGGUGAUCAAGGAUAUAACCCAGGUCAUGGUGGAAGAAGGGGACAAUAUAGCCCAAGGCUCUGAUCAUGAGAACUCUUUGGAAUUGGACUCUAGUAUCGUUUGCCAGUUUGAUUACCAGGAUCCAGACAAGGCUGUUACUCUGGUGCGUUCAGUGCUGACUCGGAGACGCCAGGCUGUGCAGGACCUAAGGCAGCAGCUUGCAGGCUGUCAAGAGGCUAUGAACUUGUUGCAACAGCAGCAUGAUCAGUGGGAGGAAGAGGGCAAAGCCUUGAGACAGCGGCUGCAGAAGCUUACUGGGGAGCGAGACACUCUGGCAGGGCAGACUGUGGACCUCCAGGGAGAGGUGGACUCUCUCAGCAAGGAGCGAGAGCUGCUGCAGAAGGCCAGGGAAGAGCUGCGGCAGCAGCUGGAGGUGCUAGAGCAGGAGGCAUGGCGCCUGCGAAGGGCAAAUGUGGAGCUUCAGCUGCAGGGGGACUCUGCCCAGGGCCAGAAGGAGGAACAGCAGGAGGAGCUGCACCUGGCUGUCCGGGAGAGGGCGCGUCUUCAGGAGACGCUGGUGGGCCUGGAAGCCAAACAGUCAGAAUCACUCAGUGAACUGAUCACUCUUCGGGAAGCCCUGGAGUCAAGUCGCCUGGAAGGGGAGUUACUGAGGCAAGAGCAAACGGAAGUGACCGCAGCGCUGGCUAGGGCAGAGCAGUCAAUUGCAGAGCUGUCGAGUUCUGAAAACACCCUGAAGACAGAAGUAGCUGAUCUUCGGGCUGCAGCUGUCAAGCUCAGUGCCUUAAAUGAGGCUUUGGCCUUAGAUAAAGUUGGGCUGAACCAGCAGCUUCUCCAGUUAGAGGAGGAGAACCAGUCUGUGUGCAGCAGAAUGGAGGCCGCAGAGCAGAUGAGGAACGCUUUGCAGGUAGACCUGGCGGAGGCAGAGAAGAGGAGGGAAGCCCUGUGGGAAAAGAACACUCACCUGGAGGUUCAGCUGCAGAAAGCUGAGGAGGCUGGGGCUGAGCUGCAGGCAGAUCUCAGGGGCAUCCAAGAAGAGAAGGAAGAAAUUCAAAAGAAACUAAGCGAGUCACAUCACCAGCAGGAGGCAGCCACGACUCAGCUGGAGCAGCUACAUCAGGAGGCAAAGCGACAGGAAGAAGUGCUUGCCAGGGCAGUCCAGGAGAAGGAGGCCCUAGUACGAGAGAAAGCGGCUCUGGAGGUGCGGCUGCAGGCUGUGGAGCGUGACCGGCAGGACCUCGCUGAACAACUCCAGGGGCUCAGCUCAGCCAAGGAGCUACUAGAGAGCAGUCUGUUUGAAGCCCAACAACAAAAUUCUGUGAUAGAGGUCACCAAGGGGCAGCUGGAGGUCCAGAUUCAAACUGUCACUCAAGCCAAGGAAGUAAUCCAAGGGGAAGUGAGGUGCCUGAAGCUUGAACUGGACACUGAACGGAGCCAGGCAGAGCAGGAGCGGGAUGCUGCAGCCAGACAGCUGGCCCGGGCUGAGCAAGAAGGGAAGACUGCCUUGGAGCAGCAGAAGGCAGCCCAUGAGGAGGAGGUGAACCGGCUCCGGGAGAAAUGGGAGAAGGAGCGCUCCUGGCACCAGCAGGAGCUGGCGAAGGCUCUGGAGAGCUUAGAGAGGGAAAAAAUGGAGCUUGAAGUGAGGCUAAAGGAGCAGCAGACAGAAAUGGAGGCCAUCCAGGCCCAGAGGGAAGAAGAACGAACCCAGGCAGAGAGUGCCCUAUGCCAGAUGCAGCUGGAAACAGAGAAAGAGAGAGUAUCCCUCCUGGAGACACUGCUGCAGACCCAGAAGGAGCUAGCAGAUGCCAGCCAACAACUGGAACGGCUGAGGCAGGACAUGAAAGUCCAGAAGUUAAAGGAGCAGGAGACCACUGGAAUGCUACAGACCCAGCUCCAGGAGGCUCAGCGGGAGCUGAAGGAGGCAACCCAGCAGCACAGAGAUGACCUUGCUGCCCUCCAAGAAGAGAGCAGCUCCCUGCUACAGGAUAAGAUGGACCUGCAGAAGCAGGUAGAGGACUUGAAGUCUCAGCUGGUGGCUCAGGAUGACUCCCAGAGGCUGGUGGAGCAAGAGGUUCAGGAGAAGCUGAGAGAGACCCAGGAGUAUAACCGAAUUCAGAAGGAACUGGAGAGAGAGAAGGCCAGUCUGACUCUGUCACUGAUGGAAAAGGAACAGAGACUCCUUGUUUUACAAGAAGCUGACUCUAUUCAACAACAAGAGCUGAGCGCCCUGCGCCAGGACAUGCAGGAGGCCCAGGGAGAACAGAAAGAGCUCAGUGCCCAGAUGGAAUUACUAAGACAAGAGGUGAAGGAAAAGGAGGCUGACUUUCUGGCCCAGGAAACACAGCUGCUGGAGGAGCUGGGGGCAUCUCGUAUCACGGAGCAGCAGCUGCGAGCUUCCUUGUGGGCCCAGGAAGCCAAGGCAGCCCAACUACAGCUGCGACUGCGCAGCACAGAGAGCCAGCUAGAAGCACUGGCCACAGAGCAGCAGCCCGGGAACCAGGCCCAGGCCCAGCUGGCCAGCCUCUACUCUGUCCUGCAGCAGGCCCUGGGGUCUGUUUGUGAGAGCAGGCCUGAGCUGAGUGGUGGGGGAGACUCUGCUCCUUCCCUCUGGGUCCUUGAGCCAGACCAGAAUGGAGCUAGGAGCCUCUUUAAGAGAGGGCCCCUGCUGACUGCUCUCUCCACUGAGGCAGUAGCAUCUGCCCUCCACAAGCUUCAUCAAGACCUGUGGAAGACUCAACAGACCCGGGAUGUUCUGAGGGAUCAGGUCCAGAAACUGGAAGAGCGUCUAACUGAUACUGAGGCUGAGAAGAGCCAGGUCCACACAGAGUUGCAGGAUCUGCAGAGACAGCUCUCCCAGAAUCAGGAAGAGAAAUCCAAGUGGGAAGGAAAGCAGAACUCCCUAGAAUCUGAGCUGAUGGAACUACAUGAAACUAUGGCAUCCUUACAGAGUCGCCUGCGGAGAGCAGAGCUACAGCGAAUGGAAGCCCAGGGUGAGCAAGAGUUACUUCAGGCAGCCAAGGAGAACCUGACAGCCCAGGUGGAACACCUGCAAGCAGCUGUCGCAGAAGCCAGGGCUCAGGCAAGUGCUGCUGGCGUCCUGGAAGAAGACCUGAGAACGGCUCGCUCAGCACUGAAGCUGAAAAAUGAGGAGGUGGAGAGUGAGCGUGAGAGAGCCCAGGCUCUGCAAGAGCAGGGCGAGCUGAAGGUGGCCCAAGGAAAGGCUCUGCAAGAGAAUUUGGCCCUCCUGACCCAGACCCUAGCUGAAAGAGAAGGGGAGGUGGAGACUCUGCAGGGACAAAUCCAGGAACUGGAGAAGCAGCGGGAAAUGCAGAAGGCUGCUUUGGAAUUGCUGUCUCUAGACCUGAAGAAGAGGAACCAAGAGGUAGAUCUGCAGCAAGAACAGAUUCAGGAGCUAGAGAAGUGUAGGUCUGUUUUAGAGCAUCUGCCUAUGGCCGUCCAGGAGCGAGAGCAGAAGCUAACUGUGCAGAGGGAGCAGAUCAGAGAGCUCGAGAAGGAUCGGGAGACUCAGAGGAGUGUCUUGGAGCAUCAGCUUCUAGAACUUGAGAAGAAAGACCAAAUGAUUGAGUCCCAGAGAGGACAGGUUCAGGAUCUGAAAAAGCAGUUGGUUACUCUGGAAUGCCUGGUCCUGGAACUGGAGGAAAACCAUCACAAGAUGGAAUGCCAGCAAAAACUGAUCAAGGAGCUGGAGGGCCAGAGGGAAACCCAGAGAGUGGCUUUGACCCACCUUACGCUGGACCUAGAAGAAAGGAGCCAAGAGCUGCAGGCACAAAGUAGCCAGAUCCAUGACCUGGAGAGCCACAGCACCCUUCUGGCAAGAGAGCUGCAGGAGAGGGACCAGGAGGUGAAGUCUCAGCGAGAACAGAUCGAGGAGCUGCAGAGGCAGAAAGAGCAUCUGACUCAGGAUCUCGAGAGAAGAGACCAGGAGCUGAUGCUGCAGAAGGAGAGGAUUCAGGUUCUCGAGGAUCAAAGGACCCGGCAGACCAAGAUCCUGGAGGAGGACCUGGAACAGAUCAAGCUGUCCUUGAGAGAGCGAGGCCGGGAGCUGGCCACUCAGAGGCAGCUGAUGCAGGAACGGGCAGAGGAAGGGAAGGGCCCGAGUAAAGCACAACGCGGGAGCCUAGAGCACAUGAAGCUGAUCCUGCGUGAUAAGGAGAAGGAGGUGGAAUGUCAGCAGGACCAUAUCCAUGAACUCCAGGAGCUCAAGGACCAGCUGGAGCAGCAGCUCCAGGGCCUGCACAGGAAGGUAGGUGAAACCAGCCUCCUCCUGUCCCAGCGAGAGCAGGAGAUAGUGGUCCUGCAGCAGCAAUUGCAGGAAGCCAGGGAACAAGGGGAGCUGAAGGAGCAGUCACUUCAGAAUCAACUGGAUGAGGCCCAGAGAGCCCUAACCCAGAGGGACCAGGAACUGGAGGCUCUGCAGCAAGAACAGCAGCAGGCCCAGGGACAGGAGGAGAGUGUGAAGGAAAAGGCAAACGCCCUCCAGGGAGCUCUGGAGCAUGCCCAUAUGACACUGAAGGAGCGUCAGGGAGAGCUUCAGGACCACAAGGAACAGGCACGAAGGCUCGAGGAAGAGCUGGUAGUGGAGGGACGGCGGGUCCAGGCCCUGGAGGAGGUGUUGGGAGACCUCAGGACUGAGUCUCGGGAGCAGGAGAAAGCUCUGUUGGCCCUCCAGCAGCAGUGUGCUGAGCAGGCACAGGAGCACGAGGUGGAGACCAGGGCUCUGCAGGACAGCUGGCUACAGGUCCAGGCGGUGCUCAAGGAACGGGACCAGGAGCUGGAAGCUCUGCGGGCAGAAAGUCAGUCCUCCCGGCAUCAGGAGGAGGCUGCCCUGGCCCGGGUUGAGGCUCUGCAGGAGGCCCUUGGCAAGGCUCAUGCUGCCCUGCAGAGGAAAGAGCAGCAUCUACUUGAGCAGGCAGAAUUGAGCCGCAGUCUAGAGGCCAGCACUGCCACCCUGCAAGCCGCCCUGGAUGCCUGCCAGGCACACACUCAGCAGCUGGAAGAGGCCCUGAGGACGCGAGAAGGUGAGAUCCAGGACCAGGAUCUCCGAUACCAGGAGGAUGUGCAGCAGCUGCAGCAGGCACUUGCCCAGAGGGAUGAAGAACUGAGACAUCAGCAGGAACAGGGGCAGCUGCUAGAGAAGUCUCUGGCCCAGAGGGUCCAAGAGAAUAUGAUCCAAGAGAAGCAGAAUCUAGGGCAGGAGAGAGAAGAGGAGGAGAUAAGGGGCCUUCGUCAGAGUCUAAGGGAGCUACAGCUGACUCUAGCCCAAAAGGAACAGGAGAUCCUGGAGCUGAGGGAGACCCAGCAAAGAAACAACCCGGAAGCCUUACCCCACAGCCACAGAGCCUCCCCAGUGGAGGAACAGUCUCCAAAACUUGAUUCUUUAGAGCCCAGGCUGCAGCGGGAGCUGGAGCGGCUACAGGCAGCCCUGAGACAGACAGAAGCCAGGGAGAUUGAGUGGAGGGAGAAGGCCCAGGACUUGGCACUGUCCCUAGCGCAGACCAAGGCCAGUGUCAGCAGUCUGCAGGAGGUAGCCAUGUUCCUACAAGCCUCUGUCCUGGAGCGGGACUCAGAACAGCAAAGGCUGCAGGAUGAACUGGAGCUCACCAGACGGGCUCUGGAGGAGCGGCUACACAGCCCAGGUGCGACCAGCACAGCAGAACAGGGGUCCAGAGGGGAGCAGGGCAUGCAUCUGGGAGAGGUCUCAGGAGUAGAGGCUGAGCCUAGUCCUGCUGGAAUGGAGGAGAAGCAGUCAUGGAGACAAAGGCUUGAACACCUACAGCAAGUGGUGGCCCGGCUGGAGAUUGACAGGAGCAGGCUGCAGCGCCACAAUGUCCAGCUGCGGAGCACCUUAGAGCAGGUGGAGCGAGAACGGAGAAAGCUGAAGAGGGAGGCCAUGCGUGCAGCCCAGGCAGGGUCCCUGGAGAUCAGCAAGGCCAUGACUUCUUCACCCACACAGCAGGAUGGGAGAGGAGGACAGAAGAACUCAGAUGCCAAGUAUGUGGCUGCACUGCAGAAAGAGGUGGCCCUGCUACGAGCUCAACUGACUUUGGAGCGGAAGCAGAAGCAGGACUACAUCGCCCGCUCAGUACAGACCAGCCGUGAGCUAGCGGGCCUGCACCACAGCCUCUCACACUCACUUCUCGCUGUGGCCCAGGCCCCUGAGGCCACUGUCCUGGAGGCAGAGACCCGCAGGCUGGAUGAGUCCCUGACUCAAAGUCUGACAUCCCCAGGGCCAGUCCUGCUACACCCCAGCCCCAGCACUACCCAAGGCACUUCCAGGUAGUAGCCGCAGCCAGGAGCACACAGACAGAAGACUGUACUGUGGGUCACGGCCCCUCUACACGCCUACAGGCUUGCCAAAGGAAAAGCCUGGCUCUGUUAGGCACCCAGGCGCCCCAGGUCAGCGGGUAUUCCCAGGAAGAGGAAGUAAAUCUGCAACACUUGGGAGGGCCCCAACUCACCUGGGAAUGAGGCAGAUUGCAUUUGCUUGCUCCCUAAUGGAAUCACCCAGAGGAGUGCCUUGCCCUGGCUGAGGGACAUCUACUGCCUCUCAUCUAGAAUUUAUUUUCCUAGCACUUCACCACCUCCUUCAACUUCCCCUUCAACAAUAAACCCGGGGAUCUUUCCAUUA